UAGUGUGGUGCCUGAGAGACUUCUAUUUUGGACCUGAACCGACUUGUUCUGUUAUUUAAAGAACACAUUGUUGUACUGAAUACUUGUUGAGAGAUUAUCAAAAUAGAACAAGAAGUUGCUAACCUGUGGGGAAAAAGGGCAAUCUUCCUAAAUGAGUUGUUAACUAAAUUAUUUUGUUUUGUUAUUUGAUGUCUGUUUGCCUUUUGUAUUUUCAGUAAUAACCGAAUCGCACAUGAGGAUGGAGGUUGAAUCAUGUAGUUAUUAUGAAGGGAAAUGAUUCACCUAAAAGUACUACUAAUAGCGCUGUUUGUCACCUUUCAAUGAACACACAUCAUUUUUGGACAAGUACAGUAUGCUUGUUUUCAGGUUAGAUUUAUAGAGAAGAAUGUCAUAUUUUUCUUUAAUAUAUAAACCUAUAUUUACCUCUUUUUUUUUUUGUGAAAAAGGGAUUGUGACAUUUCAUUUUACAAUAUGAUUAGGUUGAUGCUUAUUUUGACCAGCGAGUCAAUAAAAUGCAUCGAGGUAAAACUUUUUUUUUUCUAGUCACACAAAUAUGUCUUGACAUUCAAAAGCUCAUGUGCCGUAGAAAAAAUGUCAUCAUGAAAGAUAAUUGAACUUUUACCAGGCUCGUUUUCCUUUGAAUUUCUAACAAAAUGCUCUGUGUUUUCUAUUUUUAAUCUUGUAAUUUCUCUGUAUAUAAAACAAAUGGGGGGUAUGGCGGUAAGAGUACCGUCUUGUACAACAUGAUCAAUUCGUGCUGUGCAAACCAGUUCAAUGUGUGCCUUCGUAACCUCAAAAUGUCCUAAUUACAGUACAUAUUUGUCUGGAAAACACUUACAGGCCAUGACUAUGAACUAUUCAAAAUGAAAAGCAUUACGGCGGUAACCGGGCGUGCCUUUUUGUGCUGCGUGACAAUGGUAGUCGUACACUGCUCCGUAAACUAGUUAAUUGUGCACCUCGAGGAGACUGUGUUACUAUUGUGAACAAUUUUGCAACCCGCUAAAUGUAUUACAGGGGAAUCGGCGAUUAUUAUUAUUUUUUUAAGAGGCUGUGUAAUGCGGACCCCUUGCGGCCACUUCGAGAACUGCUAAUCACCGGGCCGGAUAAACUUGACUCUUGACCCAACAUAAUUCCGACAUGGACGUCAAAUGCUUGUGACGACCUCACUCUCCACAUGACCGAACUCGGCGUCGCGUUUCAUACCGGAAAUCUCUGCCGCUCGUAUACUGUACAUUUAGUCACCGCUUGGUCAACCGAACCCUGAAGCUGCUUAGCCUACUUAGCUAACGAAAGUAGCUCAUGCUGCAUGUUUGUAGCGUCCUUCCCCAGCACCACACCCGCCGGGAGUCAACCCGAACCCACUGUUUGAUGGAAGGGUGAGGGGGAAACGAUGCUGUCAUUCCUCCACAUCCUGCUAACGGGUUUGUUAGGGGUUCUGCGGGACAGAGUCACUGCCUUCGACAGGAUCAGACUUGUGAAUGGCGAGAACAAGUGUUCCGGCCGUGUCGAGAUUCUCCGACAUAACCAGUGGGGGACAGUUUGCGACCACGGCUGGGACCUCCGCGACGCUGACGUGGUGUGCCUGCAGCUGGCGUGUGGCUUGGCAGAGUCUGCCCUCCACGGGGCAGCUUUUGGUAUGGGCAGGGGGCAGAUCUGGCUGAGGCACGUUCAGUGCUCGGGACACGAGUCCAGUUUGACCCGCUGUGCCGUCAUCCUGCAUAGUCACACCCAUUGCACCCAUGAAAAUGAUGCAGGGGUAAAAUGCUCAGGUACCCUUUUCAUGCCCAUCCUUUCACUAUUGUCACCCCACACCGUGUUCUCUUCCGGAGAGGCAGUCCGGUUCAGCUGCAGCGUCUUGUCAGGUCACCACGUCAGCGACUUCCACCUGUACAAGCAUGGAGCGUCCACGCCCGUGGUGACGCAGAGGGCCGAGAUGAGUCAGUCACGGGUGGAGAUGACUAUGUCCGACAUAGACACAUUCCACCAGGGCAGCUAUAGCUGUCGCUACAGGGUCAGAGGCAGCUCGCCUUCUCAACUGCUCAGCUCUCCACCCAGCAACUCUGUCAACAUCACUGUGGUGGAACUCCUGACCCCCCGGCACUGGUACAACACAUCCUCUGAAGCCCCGGCUGGCUCCGUCAUCAAGGGCCACAGUUUUAACAUCACGUGCUCCACACCGCAGCCGUACCCUGGAGGCUCCUUUCAGCUGCGACUCAUCCGUCCCAAUGGCACAGUGCGCCACUCUCUGCCUGCCCUCAGCCCCUCCAUCACGUUCAACUUUGCCGGCGCUCAGAGCUCAGAUGAGGGCUACUAUUACUGCCUGUAUCGGGUCCAGCUGGGGGGGCGCACCUUUGUCUCCAGAGAGAGCCAGGCUCUGCCCAUAUCUAUAAGAGACCCAGAUCCAGUUCUGAGUCCAGUGAUGAUCAGUUGGCUAGUGUCUGGCCUGACAUUUGUUGUUGCUGUCAUUAUAAUUAUCAUUGUGGCCAAGGUGCUGUGCAACAAGGAGAGGAAACCUUCUGAACUGGAGCGAGAGACCAGAUCCUGUGUGGAAAACACUUAUGUUGCAUUGUCAAUUAACAAGCGAUGAUGACAUAUGCAGCCAAGCACAAUGCUGAAUGAAGCAGAGACUAUGCGUAGGAAAUUAAAACGGAGCUUGGGUUUCUGCUUUACAACCCUGGGAAGUGGACCGUGCAAGGGCUCUGGCUGUGUCCAUGAGGGAUUCAUGUAGAACCACAGAACCAGUUGGCUUGGUCAGCAAUCCAGAACUACAACCACUUCACCACUGAUUGGAUGGUACAAGGUUUUCACUGUAUUUUAAAUUUCUGUAUCUCCGUAACAUCUGCUAACUAUUACGACACUUGGAGAUGCAGUAUGUUAUGGAAAGUUGACUUAUUACUCUCUGCCCACCCAUGAAGUGUGAAAUUAAACAACCAAGUAAUUAUGUUGGUAACUGCCUAUUUCUGAAAAUUUGUCUGUGAGCCAUUCUGAAUUUUGCCUCGCUGCGAGGUAACAGUGCAGCUGAUUUGCAUUACCACCAACCCGAGUUUCUUAGCUCUUGACUUGACAUCGAGGCCGGGCUGGGGCCAGACGGCACAGAAGCACUAUUAUGUCCGUGCCAAAAGGUACGCUGGGUCGCAGUGUUGGUACAUUCCACUUAGCACAUAUCUGUUUGGUGACGUUGUCGACGUGGGGGUCAGGGAGUAUUUGUGUUUUUGUACGGUAUGUGCCAGCACUAGUCAAAACAUGGUACUCUGAUUAAUAAUUUAUGAAUGUAAGGAGGAUGGUUACAAACAGCAGCCUGGUAAAUAAUGAGUGGCACAGUGGAGCAAAUGAUAAAUUCACAACCUGAAAUUAGAACCUUGGGAUAGGAUUUCUCAGGUUUCCUUUAUUGUAUUGAUUGUACUAAUGCGACGUGAUAGAGGUUUAUUAAGUGACAUAGUGGUUUCCAAGUUUGCAGUACCUUUACAAACCAGCCACAUUACGACUAUUUGCAGUAAAAGAAAAGAAAAAAAAUCCAAUACUCGAGCUGUAUUAAAUAUUCUGCAAAGUAAUAUUUAGUUUUGAUUUACACUAUCAGAGGUAUUCAGUUAAUGUUUAACUGAACAGCGUCAUAAGAGCUGUACAUUUUGGUUAUCUAAAUUACUUCUAUGAGAGUCCAAUAUACUGUAUUAGGAACAACAUCUCAUUAUGAGGCAGCAGAGUUGUACAAAUGAAUUCUAGUAAAUUGCCUCUCACAGUUCCAGUCCAGACUGAACAUUACCUAGGUAAAGGCAGAAUUUUAGAUACUGUUCUUGUACUGGGCAUCAUCACACAGGAUCGUGCAGGAGGUCGUAUUGUGAUAGAUGGCUGGUGUACAGUUUAUUAACAACAUAUGAACACUCGAGGUCACAGCAAACCUGGUGAAUCGGUCAGGAAAAGGGCAAAGAGGGGUUUCAAAGUGUGACAACUUUACUUAAUGUAGAACUGCUGGACACAGGGCCUUCUCCAGCGGUUUUUGUAAUAUUGCACCUUUGAGGUUCCACUUUAUUCAAACAUCAAUGAAGAGAUGUACAACCCCAAUUCCAAUGAAGUUGGGACGUUGUGUUAAACAUGAAUAAAAACAGAAUACAAUGAUUUGCAAAUCAUGUUCAAUCUAUAUUUAAUUGAAUACACUACAAAGACAAGAUAUUUCAUCUUCAAACUGAUAAACUUUGUUUUUAGCAAAUACUCAUUAACUUGGACUUUUAUGGCUGCAACAUGUUCCAAAAAGGCUGGGACAUGGCCAUGUUUACCACUGUGUUACAUCACCUUUUCUUUUAACAACAUUCAAUAAACGUUUGGGAACUGAGGACACUAAUGUGGUGAUAUCCUUUACACAUUGAUGUAUUGAUUUUUGAUGCAGUGCUGCCUGAGGGAUCGAAGGUCACGGGCAUUCAAUGUUGGUUUUGGGCCUUGCCGCUUACAUGCAAUGAUUUCUCCAGAUUGUCUGAACUUUUUGAUAUUAUGGACCGUAGAUGAUUAAAUCCCUAAAUUCCUUGCAAUUGUACAUUGAAGUUAUAUUCAAUGAAAUAUAGGUUGAACAUGAUUUGCAAAUCAUUGUAUUCUGUUUUUAUUUAUGUUUAACACAACGUCCCAACUUCAUUGGAAUUGGAGUUUUAAAUGAAUGGCCCCUAUUUAUUGCCAUAAGCCUUGCGCCCGAGAUGACUAAAAUAGAGCCAAUGCGUUCAAAGUUAGUGUUCUGGCUCAAUUCAGCAUUAAUGCACAUGUAUUGAGAGCGGCUCCUCGCUCAAGUGGCACGAUGUGACUUUUCAGCAUUUUUUUUUUUUUUUUUUUUUUUUUAAGCACUCUCCACUAACUUGUGUUCCUGGUUCUACAGAGCAAUGAUUUAUGAUAAAUGUUUUUUGUUUGUUUUGUUUUUUUAAUUUAACCCAUCUAAGCAUCUUGUCAUUUGUGUACAUUGCUGCAUAUAAACAUGUAAAUGUCACUGUGAAUAAAAUGCUAUUGUUGAGUUGAAUGCAUUGCA
This is a messenger RNA of Phycodurus eques (leafy seadragon), 5002 nucleotides long. Its product is annotated as deleted in malignant brain tumors 1 protein. The transcript is spliced from 8 exons. The record is from RefSeq and is a predicted model, not a curated record. The coding region runs from base 1391 to 2587 and encodes 398 amino acids. NCBI's taxonomy places the organism in Eukaryota, Metazoa, Chordata, Actinopteri, Syngnathiformes, Syngnathidae. Gene Ontology annotation, cellular component: membrane.